Gongylonema pulchrum is the source of this 186-nucleotide messenger RNA. The record is from the annotation of a GenBank genome assembly. Lineage: Eukaryota; Metazoa; Nematoda; Chromadorea; Rhabditida; Gongylonematidae.
GAUACUUCGAAAAUCGCAGAACUGGACAAAAGUGAGGAGCACGAUUCUGUGCAUGUACCGGCUUGGCGUAGUGCAAGCACAAGUCUUGCAACAUCACGUAAUGGAAGUAGUGCAGAUGUUCGCAGUACAAUCUUCUCGGCACGAGGCAGUCGUGCUACUUCUGAAAAUGGUUUCGCCCCUGCCUAA